GAUGCUAUUCUGACGAUGAACCAUAGCUCUGUUCUCCAUGUUCUGGACCUUGCCAGCAACCAUAUGAUCACAGGAAAAAUACCACUUGUUAUCAACUCCAUGUCGCCACUCAAAUACCUCGGUCUCUCUAAGAACAACAUCAUUGGCACCAUCCUACCUUCACUUACAAAUCUAUCCUUCUUGGAAAGUUUUUAUGCUAAUGAUAACCAUCUAGAGGGAGGCAUCCCUCCAGAGAUUGGUGUUCUUCAUAAGUUAAAAGACUUUUAUGUGUUUAAUAAUAAACUUUCAGGUAACAUUCCUUCUUCAUUCUACAACAUGUCAUCGUUGCGCGAAGUUUCAGUAGCAAAUAAUAACCUCUCAGGUUUCAUUUCAGCUAAUAUUGCCCAAGCAUUUCCAAACCUUGAAUUCUUUUCUUUUGCUGAAAAUAAUUUCAUUGGUUCACUUGAUCAAGCUCUUCAAAAUGUGUCCAGCUUAGUCGUUUUGGACAUUAGCGAAAAUAAUUUCAUAGGAAUGAUGCCUCCAGACCUUGGAAAAAUGUAUAAUCUUAUACGACUCAAUCUGGCAUAUAACCAACUUGAAGCAAAUGAUGCAACAGAUUGGAGAUUUCUUGAUUCAUUGACAAAUUGCACCAAUUUACAAUUUUUAGGUCUUGAUCAUAAUAAACUCCGUGGAAGGCUUCCGAAAUCAUUUGGGAACCUCUCCAUUGAGCUUCAAGAAAUAACAUUAGGAUCUAAUCACAUUUUAGGAAGAAUCCCUUUUGAACUUGAUAGGUACACCAAUCUAAUUGGUUUAGGGAUGGAGAGAAACCAUUUGGAAGGUUCUAUACCCGAGACCAUUAGAAUGCUUGGAAGGCUACAAAUUUUAACUUUUUAUGGGAAUGAUCUUACUGGAAGUAUUCCUAACUCCUUAGAAAAUCUUACAAGACUUAACAAGUUGGAUUUAGGAUCUAAUCAAUUAACAGGGCAUAUACCUUCAUGCCUAAAAAGCCUCCAGCUUCUCAAUUGGUUGUAUCUUGGUCAUAAUAAUCUAACUGGCUGGAUUCCGAGAGAAAUUUUUUUGAUUCCUUCUCUUUCAAUUAUUUUAGAUGUGUCUUACAACUCUUUGACUGGGUCUCUACCAUUAGAAGUUGGUCAUCUAAUAAAUCUUCUCUACCUUGAUUUUUCUAAUAAUAAUUUGAGAGGAGAAAUUCCAAAAACACUUGGAAGUUGUCAAUCGUUGCUUGAAUUGAAUACGGAAUACAACUUUUUCCAAGGCCCCAUCCCUAUUUCUCUAGGUAGUGUAAAGAGUCUUGAAAUACUAGACCUUUCCCAUAAUAAUUUAUCAGGCGCUAUUCCUCAAUUUCUACAAAAACUUACAUUUCUAAGGAAUUUGAAUCUAUCAUUUAAUAAUCUUGAAGGUGAGGUGCCAUAUGAAGGUGUCUUUGCAAAUUCCUCAGAAAUAUCUCUCGUUGGAAAUGAAAAACUAUGUGGUGGAAUUCUAACACUUCAUUUGCCAAAAUGUGUUGAUAAAUCAUCGUCAAAAAAACCACAUUAUUUAAUCAAAAUUUUAUCCCCUAUUCUUAGCAUUGUAGUUUUGUUAUUCAUCCUUUUGUUGUACUAUACUUUGCUUUAUAGAAGAAAAAAGAAAAAUGAUUUAAGAAAUGCAUCUGGUUUAUCUUUAAGCCCUCCAUUUCCCAAAAUUUCUUAUGCACAAUUAGUUGAAGCUACAAAUUCUUUCUCCACUACACACCUAGUAGGAUGUGGAAGAUAUGGCUCUGUUUUUGCAGGCAAUUUAAGUGAUUAUGAUGCUACUGUGGCUAUUAAAGUAUUUAAUCUUGAGGUUCAUGGAGCUUUGAAGAGUUUUACAUAUGAAUGUGAUGCAUUAAGAAGCAUACGUCAUCGUAAUCUUGUACGAGUCCUAAGUUCUUGCUCGAGCUUAGAUAUUCAAGGCAAUGAGUUUAAAGCUUUGAUCUUUGAAUUCAUGCCAAAGGGAAACUUAGACACACACCUCCACCAAGAAUAUGAGAUUGAUGAAGAUGUUGUUCUCUCUUUGGAAAAAAGAUUAAGUAUUGCCAUCAAUGUUGCAGAAGCUUUGGAGUAUCUUCAUCAUAGUUGUGAACCACCAAUCAUUCACUGUGACAUAAAGCCAAGUAACAUUUUACUUGACAAUAACCUUAUUGCACAUGUGGGUGAUUUUGGACUCUCAAGAAUGCUUUAUGAGAAUGUGAAUAUAUCUCUUCAAGCUUCUUCCAACCAAAGUGGCAUUAAAGGAACUAUUGGCUAUAUUGCCCCAGAGAAUGGUGAAGUAGCUUCCCUGUCUCCAUCUGCAGAUGUUUAUAGUUUUGGAAUAGUAUUACUAGAGAUGUUGACUAGAACAAGGCCUACCGAUGAUGUUUUUAAUGAUAACUUAACUCUACAUAAUCACAUUAAAAGGAAACUUCCACAUGGAAUCAAUGACAUAGUAGAUCUUAAAAUGUUUACAAAAGAGCAAAGAGAUGCUAGCAAAGCGGGUGGAGAACAACCAACAUGGUUUAGUUGCCAAAGCAUCAACAAAUGCUUGCUUUCCUUGAUAGAAUUAGGUCUCUCUUGCUCAGUUUCAUCUCCAAAAGAAAGGCCUUCCAUGAAAGAUGUUACUGCAAAGUUACAUGCGAUUGAAGUUUCUUACAUUGUCAGCAGACUCUUAAUUAUCCUCUUGUCUGUCUGUUUAUCUGCCAAACAAUUGUUCGCAGUUGGAAGAAAUAAUACAGACUACGAAUCACUCAUUGCAUUCAAGAAUCUAUUUCUAAAGCAAAGCAAUAUGAAUUCUUCUACCAUUUUUGCGAGCUCUUGGAAUGUCACCAACCACUUUUGCUCAUGGGAAGGGGUCACGUGCGGCUUCAAGCACCGCGACAGAGUCACAGCCUUGGAUCUCCAUUCCGUCGGGUUGGCCGGUCCUCUUCCUCCUUCCAUAUUCAAUCUCACCUUCCUGAGAAGGCUUGAUCUCAGCCUCAACGAGCUCUAUGGCGAUAUCCCUCAAAUUCUGGCUUGCUUACCACGACUACAACAUCUUAACUUGAGCUUUAACUCAUUUGAUGGAGACAUUCAUGAUAUUCUGACGAUGAACCAUAGCUCUGUUCUCCAAGUUCUGGACCUUAAUAGCAACCAUAUGAUCACAGGAAAAAUGCCUCAUGUUAUAAACUCCAUGUCGCCACUCAAAUACCUCAAUCUCAAUGAAAACAAUAUUAUCGGCACCAUCCCAACUUCACUUACCAAUCUAUCGUUCUUGGAAACUGUUAAUACUUCAUUCUACAACCUAUCAUCUCUGCAGAUCGUUACGGUGACAAAAAAUCGCCUCUCUGGUUACAUCUCAACCAAUAUAGCCCAAGCUUUUCCAAACCUUCAAGCCUUUCUUAUUGGUGUAAAUAAUUUCGUUGGUUCACUUGAUCAAGCUCUUCAAAAUGUGACCAGCUUAGUCCUUUUGGAAGUUAGCAAAAAUAAUUUUACAGGAGUGGUGCCACCAGACCUUGGAAAAAUGUACAAUCUUGUAUACCUCAAUAUGGGAGAAAACCAAUUUGAAGCAAAUGAUGAAAAGGAAUGGAGAUUUCUUAAUUCAUUAACAAAUUGCACCAUUUUACAAACUUUAGGACUUUCUGGUAAUAACCUCCGUGGAAGGCUACCCAAAUCAUUUGGGAACCUCUCCAUGGAGCUUCAACGAAUAAAAUUAGGAUAUAAUCACAUUUUAGGAAGAAUCCCUUUUGAACUUGAUAGUGGCAUUAAAGGAACUAUUGGCUAUAUUGCCCCAGAGUAUGGUGAAGUAGCUCCCUUGUCUCCAUCUGCAGAUGUUUAUAGUUUUGGAAUAGUAUUACUAGAGAUGCUUACUGGAAGAAGGCCUACCGAUGACGUUAGUGAUAACUUAAGUCUACAUAAUUACAUUAAAACGAUAUUUCCUCAUGGAAUUAAUCACAUAGUAGAUCUUAAAAUGUUCGCAAAAGAGCGGAGAGAUGAUAGUGAAGGGGGUGGAGAACAACCAAGAUGGUUUAGUUGCCAAAGCACCAACAAAUGCUUGCUUUCCCUGAUAAAAUUAGGUCUCGCUUGCUCAGUUUCAUCUCCAAAAGAAAGGCCUUCCAUGAAAGAUGUUACUGCAAAAUUACAUGCAAUUCGAGUUUCUUACGUUCCUUCAAUUUAUUCAAUGGUGGAAAUUAUUAGUGUUAACAGACUCUUAAUUAUUCUCUUCUCUGUUUGUUUAUCUUCCAAACAAUUGUUAGCAAUUGGAAGAAGUCAUACAGACUAUGAAUCACUCGUUGCGUUCAAGAAUCAAGUUCUAAAGCAAAGCAAUGUGGAUUCUUUCAUCAUUUUCGCAAGCUCAUGGAAUGCCACCAACCACUUUUGCUCAUGGGAAGGGGUCACGUGCAGCUACAAACACCGCUACAGAGUCACGGCCUUGGAUCUCCAUUCUGUCGGGUUGGUCGGCCCUCUUCCUCCUUCCAUAUUCAAUCUCACCUUCUUGAGAAGGCUUGAUCUCAGCGACAACAAACUCUAUGGUGAGAUCCCUCCAAUUCUAGCUUGCUUACCACGACUACAAAAUCUUAACUUGAGCUUUAACUCCUUUGAUGGAGACAUUCAUGCUAUUCUGACGAUUAACCAUAGCUCUGUUCUCCAAGUUCUGGACCUUAAUAGCAACCAUAUGAUCACAGGAAAAAUGCCUCUUGUUAUAAACUCCAUGUUGCCACUCAAAUACCUCAAUCUCAAUGAAAACAAAAUUAUCGGCACCAUCCCACCUUCACUUACCAAUCUAUCCUUCUUGGAAACUUUUUAUGCCUCAUAUAACCAUCUAGAGGGAGGCAUCCCACCAGAGAUUGGUGUUCUUCAAAAGUUGAAACAUUUUAAUGUGGCUGUUAAUAAACUUUCAGGUAACAUUCCUUCUUCAUUCUACAACAUAUCAUCGCUGCUCAUCGUUUCAGUGACAAAUAAUUACUUCUCUGGUUACAUUUCAGCCAAUAUUGCCCAAGCUUUUCCAAACCUUCAAGCCUUUCUUAUUGGUAUAAAUAAUUUCCUUGGCUCACUUGAUCAAGCUCUUCAAAAUGUGACUAGCUUACUCCUUUUGGACAUUAGCAGAAAUAAUUUCAUUGGAGUCGUGCCACCAGACCUUGGGAAAAUGCAUAAUCUUAAAAACCUCGCUAUGGGAAGUAACCAACUUGAAGCAAGUGAUGCAAAGGAAUGGAGAUUUCUUGAUUCAUUAGCAAAUUGCACCGGUUUACAAAUGCUUCCGAAAUCAUUUGGCAACCUCUCCAUUAAGCUUCAACAAAUAACAUUAGGAGCUAAUGACAUUUUAGGAAGAAUCCCGUUCGAACUUGAUAGGUACACCAAUCUAAUUGCUUUAGGUAUGGAGUUGAACCUUCUCGAAGGUCCUAUACCCGAGACCAUUGGAAUGCUUGGAAGGCUACAAGCUUUAUUUUUUGAUGGGAAUGAUCUUACGGGAAUUAUUCCUUACUCCUUAGAAAAUCUCACAGGCCUUAGCGAGUUGGAUUUAAGAUCUAAUCAAUUAACAGGCCCUAUACCUUCUAGCCUAAAAAAUCUUCAGCAUCUUUCUUAUUUGGAUCUCAGUCAAAAUAAUCUAACAGGAGGGAUUCCGAGAGAUAUUUUUUUCAUUCCUUCCUUUUCAUUUGCUUUGUAUCUGUCAUAUAACUUUUUCACUGGGACUCUACCAGUAGAGGUUGGUCUUCUAAUAAAUCUCGUCUACCUUGAUUUUUCUAAUAAUAAUUUGAGUGGAGAAAUUCCAAAAACACUUGGAAGCUGUCAAUCAUUGCGUGAAUUAAAUAUGGGAUACAACUUCUUCCAAGGCCCCAUCCCUAUUUCACUAAGUAGUUUGACGAGUCUUGAAAUACUAGACCUUUCACAUAAUAAUUUAUCAGGUGUUAUUCCUCAAUUUCUACAAAACUUUAUAUCUCUUAUGAACUUGAAUCUAUCAUUCAAUAAUCUUGAAGGUGAGGUGCCAUAUGAAGGUGUCUUUUCAAAUUCCUCAGAAAUAUCUCUCAUCGGAAAUGAAAAACUAUGCGGUGGAAUUCUAACACUUCAUUUGCCAAAAUGUGUUGCCAAAUCAUCGUCAACAAAAUCUCAUCAUUUAAUCAAAAUUCUAUUCCCUAUUCUUACCAUUGUAGUUAUGUUAUUCAUCCUUUUGUUGUGCUAUACUUUGCUUUAUAGAAGAAAAAGAAAAAAUGAUUUAAGAAAUGCAUCUGGUUUAUCUUUAAGCCCUCCAUAUCCAAAAAUUUCCUAUGCAAAAUUAGUUGAAGCUACAAAUGCUUUCUCCACUACGCACCUAGUAGGAUGUGGAAGAUAUGGCUCUGUUUAUGCAGGCAACUUAAGAGAAUAUAACGUUAUUGUGGCUAUUAAAGUAUUUAACCUUGAGGUUCGUGGAGCUUUGAGGAGUUUUACAGAUGAAUGUGAUGCAUUAAGAAGCAUACGACACCGUAAUCUUGUACGAGUCCUAAGUUCCUGCUCGAGCAUUGAUAUUCAAGGCAAUGAAUUUAAAGCUUUGAUCUUCGAAUUCAUGUCAAAUGGAAACUUAGACACGUGGCUACACCAAAAACAUGAGAUUGACGAAGAUGAUGUUCUCUCUUUGGAAAAAAGAUUAAGUAUUGCUAUCGAUGUUGCAGAAGCUUUGGAGUAUCUUCACCAUAGCUGCGAACCACCAAUCAUUCACUGUGACAUAAAGCCAAGUAACAUUCUACUUGACGAAAACAUUAUUGCACAUGUUGGUGAUUUUGGACUUUCAAGAAUGUUUUAUGAGAAUUUGAAUAUAUCUCGUCAAGAUUAUUCCUACCAAAGUGGCAUUAAAGGAACUAUUGGCUAUAUUGCCCCAGAGUAUGGUGAAGUAGCUCCCUUGUCUCCAUCUGCAGAUUUUUAUAGUUUUGGAAUAGUAUUACUAGAGAUGCUUACUGGAAGAAGCUGGAAGAAGGCCUACCGAUGA
This is a messenger RNA of Phalaenopsis equestris, 6924 nucleotides long. RefSeq lists its product as uncharacterized. The record is from RefSeq and is a predicted model, not a curated record. Gene Ontology annotation, biological process: protein phosphorylation. Gene Ontology annotation, molecular function: ATP binding; protein binding; protein kinase activity. The coding region runs from base 16 to 6924 and encodes 2302 amino acids. Lineage: Eukaryota; Viridiplantae; Streptophyta; Magnoliopsida; Asparagales; Orchidaceae. The transcript has 9 exons.